UUGAAAUGGCGAAAUUCUGGUGAUGGGUGGCCGUAGAUAGCCGAGCAUGCGACUACUGGUUAACGUGGUUGCAGAUUCCAGAAGAACCCACAAGGGAAUUGAUUGGUUUUGCCAUCGGAGAUCCCAUUGAUCAUGAGCUGCUCGAUGAAAUUACUGACCCAGAAUCAGUUCGCUAGAAUUCCACACCAGCGCUUCUUGUCCCGACUUUUCUGUACUACCGUUCCAUUGGGAAAGGAUAACGAGAUCGACAAAAUCGCCAAAGUCAUAAACGACCACCCAUUUCCUGAUAGCACGCUUCAAACCGUCCUUCAGAAGCACAUCCCGCCGCAUACUCUUUCCGCCGGGUUCGUAGAGGACGUGGUUGGCCAUUUAUUUGGGGCUCAUUCCAAUGGUCUCAAAGCUCUAGAGUUCUUCAGAUAUACUGUCCGCCAUUUGUCGUGUGGUCCGACUUCGGUGGCGUUCGAAAGAACUCUCCACAUACUUGCGAGGAUGCGGUACUUUGAGAAAGCCUGGGAAUUGAUGGAAGAGAUGCGGGUAAUGCACCCUUCGGUGCUCACGCUGAAGGCGAUGAGCAUCAUGAUGUUGAAGACUGCAAAAUUCAAGUCGUAUGAGGAUACUCUCCUGGCAUUUGAAAGAAUGGAGAAUGAUGUGUUUGUUGGAAGGAAGUUUGGUACGGAUGAAUUCAAUAUACUUCUUCGGGCAUUUUGCACGCAUAAGCAGAUGAAGGAAGCACGAUCCGUGUUCAAUAAGAUGCAUUCACGAUUCUCUCCUGAUACGAAGACCAUGAAUAUACUGCUCUUGGGAUUUAAAGAUUCAGGCGAUGUCUCCUCAAUGGAGUUGUUUUACCAUGAGAUGGUUAGAAGAGGUUUUAAACCUAACACAGUGACAUAUAACAUCAGGAUUGAUGCUUACUGUAAGAAUGGUAAGAGAGGUUGUGUGGGUGAUGGUCUAAGGCUUCUUGAAGAAAUGGAAGGGGCCGGUUGCUUACCUACUGUUGAGACAUUUACUACUUUGAUUCAUGGUGCGGGGGUUGCUCGCAAUCUAACAAAGGCAAAGGAAUUGUUUGAUGGGAUUCUUACAAAAAAUAUGCAACCAGAUACAGCAGCCUAUAAUGCGAUGAUCAGUGUUCUGAUAAAAGCAAAAUAUGUAAAAGCUGCCAUUGCCUUGAUGGAUGAGAUGGAGGCGAAGCAAAUUAGGCAUGACAACAUGACCUAUCAUACAUUGUUCUUUGGAUUGAUGAGAUCAAGAGAAAUAGACGGAGUAUAUGAGUUAUAUCAUAGAAUGGUGGAGAGAAACUUUGUGCCUAAAACUCGGACGGUGGUCAUGCUGAUGAAGUACUUUUGUAUUAAUCGUCAAGUUGAUAUGGGAUUGCAUUUAUGGGAAUACCUGGUGGGCAAAGGGCAUUGUCCUCAUGGUCAUGCACUGGAUCUUUUGGUGAUUGGAUUGUGUUCUCGUGGAAGAGAACUAGAAGCUUUUGAGUGCUCCAAACAGAUGCUGGAGAGAGGAAGGCUAAUGACUGAAGCAACAUUUCGGAUGUUGGGGGGGCUACUGCUGCAGGCUGGUGAGGCCGACAAGUUGAGGAAGCUCAAUCAACUGGUAAAGACGUUAAAAGCUGUUCUGCCUCUGUCAAAAGGGCAUGCUGAUGGUAUAGCUAAUUCCUUAGAAUUUAAUGCAGAAAGGACUUUUUCAAGUUGACUUUGUUUGAGUACAACCUCUGUUUACUGGAUAUUUGGACGGUUUGUCAUUUUUGGUUCUCCUCAAAGUCUAUAGGGCUGAUACACAUGCGCUGAGAAACUCUGUUCGUUUGU
Molecule: messenger RNA, 1808 nt
Organism: Rhodamnia argentea
Lineage: Eukaryota; Viridiplantae; Streptophyta; Magnoliopsida; Myrtales; Myrtaceae
Product: pentatricopeptide repeat-containing protein At3g61360-like
Exons: 1
Coding region: 133-1695 (520 amino acids)
Molecular function (GO): protein binding
Source: RefSeq, a predicted model, not a curated record